GACGUGGCGCUGGUUUCUGUCAGGUCCUGUAAGCAAGUGUAAAAGGCUUCCUUGGAACGCUCGCUAUUUAUUCGUUUUCACUGUUUAAUCAACGAAGCGUUCAGUUAAACAUGUCUGGAAGAGGCAAAGGCGGUAAAGGGCUCGGAAAAGGAGGCGCUAAGCGUCAUCGCAAAGUUUUGCGUGAUAACAUCCAGGGAAUCACCAAACCCGCCAUCCGUCGUCUCGCUCGCCGUGGCGGUGUCAAGCGCAUCUCCGGUCUGAUCUACGAGGAGACCCGCGGAGUGUUGAAGGUGUUUCUGGAGAAUGUUAUCCGCGAUGCCGUCACCUACACCGAGCACGCCAAGAGAAAGACCGUGACCGCCAUGGAUGUUGUGUACGCGCUGAAGCGACAGGGACGCACCCUAUACGGCUUCGGAGGUUAAAAACCUAAAAUCAAGAAAAACUACACAAACUCAACGGCUCUUUUAAGAGCCACCUACUCUAUCACAUUAAGAGUCCAAUGUUUUAACCAUGUGAAGUUAGUUACAAAACUUUUAUUUUUUUUGAAUUUCUCUCCCUGAAUCCAGGA
Messenger RNA from Ctenopharyngodon idella (grass carp), 568 nucleotides. RefSeq names its product histone H4. Bases 111 to 422 code for a protein of 103 amino acids. Gene Ontology annotation, biological process: nucleosome assembly. The transcript has a single exon. The record is from RefSeq and is a predicted model, not a curated record. Gene Ontology annotation, cellular component: nucleosome. Gene Ontology annotation, molecular function: structural constituent of chromatin; DNA binding; protein heterodimerization activity. NCBI's taxonomy places the organism in Eukaryota, Metazoa, Chordata, Actinopteri, Cypriniformes, Xenocyprididae.